AUGUUGAAGAAUCUGUCUCAGACAUUCACACAAGGAAUGACACAGUUCAAAGAAGAUGCCGAGAAACUCCAGAAUAAUGAAGAAUUCAACGAGAUACUCAAAAACACAUUCAACUGUGAUUGCCAUCACUUGGAAGAAUCGGAACGUCAGAAUUCAGAGAGAGAAAACUUUUACAAUCUUACAGGUGUUGAACGCACACCAGAGAUGGCUGCUAUGAUUCAAAAGGAAGAAGCUUAUGUAUUGAUACACUAUUGA
Molecule: messenger RNA, 255 nt
Organism: Trichomonas vaginalis G3
Lineage: Eukaryota; Parabasalia; Trichomonadida; Trichomonadidae
Exons: 1
Coding region: 1-255 (84 amino acids)
Source: RefSeq, a predicted model, not a curated record